AUGCCUGCCUUUCAGCGCGCUUACAACGACGCCAAAGAGGCCCUCAAUGACCCUCUAGGCUUCCAGCAGCAACUUCUGUUGCUGCAGCACCAGCAGCAGAUGCAGCAACAUGGGCAGCAGCAGCAGCUAUGCCUGAAUAACUUGCAGUUGCAGCAGCAACGCGAAGGGGAAUACGCUUCUCCCAAUUAUGUGCUUCCUAUAACUAAGGAGUUGCUGCAGCAGCAGCAGCAACAACAGCAGAAGCCUUAUGCGGUUCCUAGAGAGACAUCGCAUGAACUGUCGUUGCAGUUUCAACAGCACCAACAACAGCAGCAACAGCAGCAGGCACGUGACGCUGCUGACAGCAGCACGGGGGCAUCUACAAGCGAAGCAACAGCAUCAGCGGUAGGAGCUGUGCCUGCACAAACAGUCGCUGCAGCAGAAGCAUCUGUUGCAGCAGCAAACACAGAAGACUGUGCGGCGGUGGCACCACAGGAAGACACUCUGGGGCCAGCAGCAUAUUCAGCAUACCUACGAGCGCCACCCUCGGCAGCCGCAGCAGCAGCUGCAGCGGCACCACUAACAGCAGCAGCAGGAGCCACAGCAGCAGCAUGUGGAGGCUCCGCCGCCUCCCCCUCCGCAGCAGCAGCAACCGCAGCAAACAGGCGCGAUUUCAUGCAGCGGCAGCUGCGCCGGACCCAAGCUCUUUGCUUCAGUUUAUGUGCUACAGAAGAAGAAGAAGAAACUCAUACACCAUUUUUCUAUUGGAAAGAAACGAGGGUCGGCUCUCAGGCUGCUGCUGCUGCUGCCGCUCUCGAGGCUGUCCGCAUUGCUGCUCAUGCUGCAGCAGACGCGGCAACAGCAGCAACAGCAGCAGCAGCAGCACCCAUGACAGCAAAUACCACAAAUGAUGCUGCUGCAGAUCCAUCAGAGACUCCGGCAGCAGCCAAGGCUGGCGGAGUCUUCGACGGGCACUUACCCAGUGAAAAAAACCUAGAGCAACAACAACAGCUGCAGAAGCAGCAGCAACAGGAUCUGCGGCAGCUGCAGCAGCAACAGGAUCUGCGGCAGCUGCAGCAGCAGCAGCAGCAGCAGGAUCUGACGCUGAAUCAGAUGCGCAGCUCCGAACGGCGCUGCUAUACACCUCCAACCCGCUUUAGUGGCAUCCCCAACUACGUUAAUGCAGGACCAAUAAAUUGCAGCAGCAGCAGCAGCAGCAACGGCAGCAGCGGCAAACGCAGCCACAGCCGCACUGAGAGCAGCAACAGCAGCAGGCGCAGCGUCUCUCACAACUCCUUGACCGUCUCAGCUAAACAGGCGCGAAGCAGCAAGUGUCUACCUGGAAGACUUUCAGCAGAGCAAGCGGCAGCAGCAAAAGCAGCAGCAGCAACAGCAGCAGAUGCAGGAGCCACAGCAACAGCAACAGCAGCAGCUCCACCAGCGGGAGGCUCCGUUGCUCGAACGCCAACAGAAUUGGCUAAAACACCACCAGGAAGCUCUGCAGCAGCAACAGCAGCAGCAGCAGCAGCAGUUGCAGUGGAGGCUGUUGUGCAGGGUGUGUUAUAUCUCUAUCCUUUGAGCAUCAAGAGGCUCACCGUUUCAGCUGUAUGUACACCUCGUCUCGUGCAGUCUCUCCUCUCGCAAAAAGCAAAACUCGACGACAUUUUUGAUAAUGGACAAGGCCAGUUUUACAAUAAUGCAAGAGACACGCUCUUUCCGCAAGAUGCCAACGGCAGCAGCCGCCACAGCAACAGAGCAGGAGAUAAGUUUGAAGAGAUCGUAAUCUGUGUAGACAAGUGGUGCCGAAGCAACUGCAGCAGCAGCAGCGGCAGCAGCAGCAGCGGCAGCGGCAGCAGCAGCAGCAAGGUGUGCUGCGGGCUUCUCGGGGCGCUCCAGAAGGUGCCGCUGGCAAUGGCUGCCUCCCCCAGCUGCCCGGAUUCCUGUGUAGGCAGCAGCAAAGAGCAGCACGAAACACCUGCAACAGCAGCACCAGGGUAUGCCGCACCCUCAGCAGCAGCAGCAGCAGCAGAUGCCCCAACUGCAGCACCAGCUGCUGCGAAGCCCGUGCGCGUCUUCGUAGACCUGUGCGGAGGCCCAGGGUCCUGGAGUUUGUAUAUACUAGACAAAACUGCCAAAGCAGCUUCCGCUGCAACAUCACCUGCAGCAGCAGCGGGAGCAGCAGCAGCAGCAGCUGCUGCUGCUGCAGCAGCAAGGGGCCCACAUGCGGACAGCAAAGUGAAGAAGGGACUCACAACAGACGGUGAUUUGUUUGCUGCCAUUGCAGAAGAAGUGCUGCGUCGUUUGGCAGAGUCGCAGCAGCAGAAGCAGACGCAGCAGCAGGAGCAGCAGCAACAGCAGCAGCAGCAGCAGCAGGAACAGACGGAGGUAUUUGGCUUUGGGCUUACGCUCAAGUCAACAGAAUCAAGAAAAAUCUCCAGCUGGUACGGGGCUCUAUCAAACAACCCCCGCUUCACAGGCAAGUCUUGCUGCUCUCUUUGGGGAGCUGAUGGCAGUGGAGAUAUCUGCGCCCCUGGCUGUGUCCAAAACGUAGCUCAAACGGUGUUUGAUUUCUUACGGUCAAGAAAGCAACAGCAACAACAACAGCAGCAGCAGCAGCAACAACAGCAGCAGCAGCAGCAACAGCAGCAGCAGCAGCAACAGAUGGGUUCGGAGACAAAGGAAAUGGAACAUAAUUUGGAAUUUGCCUGCGGUUUAUGUGCUGCAGCAGACCCUGUGCAGGGAUUUGAAGAGGGCGUCACUUUAGUUGUGGCGGACGGGGGGGUAGGGGGUUUAAGAGGGUCUUUAGUGGGUUCAUCGGGGUUUUGCAUUGAGGCAAGUCUGGUGUACGCGGUUCGCCGUUUGUUUCGAGGCUGUUUGAUAGUAAAACCCUUCAGAAGUCGAGCAGUUAACAGCGAACGGUUAAUGCAAAAGAAAAGUGACGUACCCUUCAUGAAGCGCCUGAUUGAGGCCUCAACGUUCAUCUGCGAGCGACAAACUCUGGCGCUGUCGAUGUUCGAGGAGAUGCAGCAGCGGCGAAAGGGAAGGAACCGCCGGUCCAAGCAGCAGCAGCAGCAGCAGCAGCAGCAGCAGCAGCAGCAGCAGCAGCAUUACUACCACUCCAGCAGCAGCAGCAGCAGCAACUCUCGUCUUCGCGUACCGCCAUUAGAGAAUACCCUGGAGCAGCUGAGGCCUUGUCGCCUCCCUCUAAGCAGCAGCAAAAGCUCCGCCAGCAGCAGCCACACACCAAUAGCAGCAGUAAAAGCAAGUAGGUCCCUUCAGCAUAGACAACAGCAGCAGAUGCAGCAGGAACAGCUGCAGCAGAAGCAGCAGCAGCAGCUCAUGGGCUUGCACGCCACCCAGGAACGGUGCAGGGCACCCCGUACCGCCAGCAGCAGCAGCAGCAGCAGCAGCAUCAACAACAACAGCAGUAGCAGCAACAGCAACAGCAGCAGCACCUGCUGCUUACCUGGUGGGCAGCAGCAACAGCGGCAGCAGCAGCAGAAAGGGGACAGGGAGAAGGAAUUGCUGCAGCAGCAGCUGAGGCAACUCGAGCAGCAGCUGCAGCAGCAACGAGAGGACCACAAAAAGCAGCAGGAGCUUCAGCUGCAACUGCAGUUGAUGCAGAUGCAGCAGCUGCAGCUUCUACAGAUGCAUAGACAGCUCGCGCCUGUCACCCCAGCAGCGCUGCAGCAGCAGUUGCUGCUGCAGCAGCAACUGCAGCAGCAGCAGCAAAUGCUGCAGCUGCUCAAGCCACAGCAGCAACAGCCAACCCUUGCUGCCGUUCAGCAGCAGCAACACCACCAAUUACAGCACCUCUUGCAGCAGCAGCAGCAGCAGCAACACCAAAGUACGAUCUACACUCAGCAGCUGCACGGUAUGGGAUUGACGCAGCAGCAUCAGUUGCUGCUGCAGCAACGACAGCAGCAGCAGCAAGCCACUAAAAGCAUAGGAGAGUCAGCGUUUGCUGCUGGGAUGUUGGGCAUGGCUGCACCUGGAGACACAGCGGCAGCAGCAGCAGCAGCAGCAUCGAGUGCAGCAAAAUCAACAGCAGCAGCAACGAGUGCUGCAGCAGCGUCGACGCCGCUUGCAGCGGGAGAAGCAGCAGCAGCAGCGGCUUUAGCGGAUGCCUCUACCAUCACUACGGGGCUGAUCCAAACGAAGCAGCAGCAAAAGCAUCAACAGCAAUACCCGCAGCAGCAGCAGCAACAACAACUGCAGCAGCAGCAGCUUCUGAUGCAGCAGGGAGCCCAUCACGGAGCAUUUGCCUCAGCGGAAUUCAGAAAGCCAGAGGCAACAGCAACAGGGCUAGAGCAGCAGCAGCAGCAGCAGCAGCAACUGUUACUGCUGCAGCAGGAGAGAGACAAGCUUGCGCAGCAGCAGCAACAACUCGAAGCGCUGCAGCAGCAGCUGCUGAAAGCGGCCUCUCUAAACCAGCUGCAGCACUAG
Molecule: messenger RNA, 4425 nt
Organism: Eimeria acervulina
Lineage: Eukaryota; Apicomplexa; Conoidasida; Eucoccidiorida; Eimeriidae
Product: ftsJ-like methyltransferase domain-containing protein, putative
Exons: 10
Coding region: 1-4425 (1474 amino acids)
Source: RefSeq, a predicted model, not a curated record